UGAGGGUCUAGGACGAAGGGACUCAUUCUUGUGCAAGGUGUCAAGCGAUCAAGUUCAAGCCUUCUCCUCUCCUCACUGCCUUAUUUUUUUCUGUUGAUCGUACGCUGGGAGCCAAGGAAGCGACAUAGAAACCGCCCAGAGCCGUGUGUGUUUAUGAGUUAAGAACAGUCCAGCGAGCAGCAGAGCCAUGUCGUCGAGUGUGCUGACCACGAGCCACGACCUCUUCCCCACCACCAUCAACGCGGCCACGAAGAUCUUCCGCUACCAGCACAUAAUGCCGGCCCCCAGCCCGUCCUCGCUGCCCGGUGCCAAUCAGAAUCAGAACCAGAACCAGCCCGCGGCAGGUGGCAUGCCCAUCAAGACCCGCAAGUAUACGCCCAGGGGCAUGGCCCUGGCCAGGUCCUCCUCCGACUCGGUGUCGUCCGUAUCGCCGGGCUCCUCACCGGCUCCGUACAACGUGGACCAGUCGCAGUCGGUGCAGCGGCGCAACGCCCGGGAGCGGAAUCGUGUGAAGCAGGUGAACAACAGCUUCGCCAGACUGCGGCAGCACAUACCGCAGUCCAUCAUCUCGGACCUGACCAAGGGCGGCGGUCGAGGACCGCACAAGAAGAUCUCCAAGGUGGACACUCUGCGCAUUGCCGUGGAGUACAUCCGGCGGCUGCAGGACCUGGUGGACGACCUGAACGGAGGGCCCAGCAACUCGGUGGCCAGCAGCGCGGUCACCCAGCUGCAGCUCUGCCUGGACGACGAGUCCAGCAGCCACAGUUCCAGCAGCAGCACUUGCAGCUCCUCGGGGCACAACAACUACUACCAGAACACCGCCACGGCUGCCGGCCACAAUCCCCUCCAGCAACAGCAGCAGCUGCAGAGGCAGCAGUUCAACCACCAGCCCCUGACGGCCAUCUCGCUGAACAGCAAUCUGGUGGCCACAUCCCUGCCCGGUGGCACUGGAGCAGGAGCCGGAGGAGCCGCCAUCGGCGCCAACAGCCAGCAAACCUGCCACUCGCCCACCUCCUCCUUCAACUCCAGCAUGUCCUUCGACUCGGGCACCUACGAGGCGGCGCCCCAGCAGCUGUCCAACCACCUGGACCACCUGGAUCACCUCGACAACGAGGGGCACGCGCACUCGCAGCUCCAGCUGAAGUUCGAGCCCUACGAGCACUUCCAACUGGACGAGGAGGACUGCACGCCCGACGACGAGGAGAUUUUGGACUACAUCUCCCUGUGGCAGGAGCAGUGAAGCCCGAUCCCGCUCCGCAGACCCUGCCGAAAUCCACAUCCCACCACACAUCCUGUUCUCUUCUAGUCAAUGUUGAGUUGAACCAAGUGCCUCAAAUUGUAAAUAACACUCAUGCGAAAGCCACACCACACGGACACAAUUUUUUUCCUACUUUAAGCGAUUUUUUUGUAUAGUCUAAGAACCCAGAGACCAGUAUCAAAUAUAUAUUUAUAAAAUAAUUAUAGCAUAAACGCGAGACCACACUUUUUUGCAAAUACAAUUGUAUGUUAAUUAGUUCUUGGACGAAGAAAU
Molecule: messenger RNA, 1531 nt
Organism: Drosophila biarmipes
Lineage: Eukaryota; Metazoa; Arthropoda; Insecta; Diptera; Drosophilidae
Gene: sc
Product: achaete-scute complex protein T4
Exons: 1
Coding region: 188-1240 (350 amino acids)
Biological process (GO): positive regulation of transcription by RNA polymerase II
Cellular component (GO): RNA polymerase II transcription regulator complex
Molecular function (GO): DNA-binding transcription factor activity, RNA polymerase II-specific; RNA polymerase II transcription regulatory region sequence-specific DNA binding; protein dimerization activity
Source: RefSeq, a predicted model, not a curated record